UAUGAUAUCACAUACUCGAAAGCUAGUUAUUCAUUUCAUAUCAUAUCAUAUACUAAUGGCUCAAAUUCAUAAAUUACAUGUUCAAAACGAGUUGAAGAACUGCUCAGCAGACCAAUUUUAUAGUUUCAUUAAGAAUGAAGCGACCAAGUUCCCACGGGUUUGUCCUCAUAUCAUCAAGAGUUUCCAAAUUCUUGCUGGAAAUGGAAGCAUUGGCACCGUAAGGGUGAUGAAAAUCGCUGCGGGAGCUUCUCAUGAGGUAACGGUGAAGGAUAAGAUUGUAGCGGCGGACGAUGAAAGCAGGACUCUUAGUAUCACUAUCAUCGACGGAGACCUCUUGCGUAUGUAUCCGAAGUUUGAAUACACAUUGACGGUAACUCCAGUGGUUACACAAAGACGUGAGCAAAGCAGCUUGUUGAAGUUGUCCGUAGAGUAUGAGAAAGGAAAUGAAGAUGUCCCUGCUCCACUUGAGUAUACGGAGUUGGCAACUGCUCUGUAUAAAGCCAUUGCUGGCCACCUUGCGAAGAAUGCUUGAUUUGCUGAGAAGGCCUAUUCAUGUACACAAGCUGGCUGCACUAAUGAUGCUUAAAUAUUAUCUAGUUUAAACGUGGUUUGCAUAAGUAAAACUUCGAUCAACCCGUUUAACAAAUUUCAUGUU
Papaver somniferum (opium poppy) is the source of this 655-nucleotide messenger RNA. RefSeq names its product MLP-like protein 423. The transcript is spliced from 2 exons. Lineage: Eukaryota; Viridiplantae; Streptophyta; Magnoliopsida; Ranunculales; Papaveraceae. Bases 2 to 532 code for a protein of 176 amino acids. The record is from RefSeq and is a predicted model, not a curated record. Gene Ontology annotation, biological process: defense response.